This is a messenger RNA of Kwoniella mangroviensis CBS 8507, 891 nucleotides long. RefSeq lists its product as uncharacterized. The transcript is spliced from 2 exons. The record is from RefSeq and is a predicted model, not a curated record. Bases 1 to 891 code for a protein of 296 amino acids. Lineage: Eukaryota; Fungi; Basidiomycota; Tremellomycetes; Tremellales; Cryptococcaceae.
AUGGCCCCUGCCGAACAUGUCGAAAUCCACCCAUUCCACCGCGCUGAGAACGGACCGUUAGUAAACCUUGUCUCGGUCGAUGGGAGUUCCUUCUCGGUAAACCAUGAGACUUUAGCUAAAUCAAGCUCCGUGUUCAAGGAUAUGCUUGAACUUCCUAGUCCGCAGCAAGACCGUACUGAGUCGCUCCACCCAACUCAGUCAGUUCCUAUCGAAGAAGUCGAUAGAUGGGAUCUCGAACAUUUCGUCAACAUAUUGAAAGUGUCUCAACCGCAUACACCCAACACCAAUCUCAGAGAAACAAUGACGCUUUUCCUCUUAUGCAAAAAGUACGAUAUCACGGCAGCCAAAACAUCGAAAAUCCGAGAAUACCUUCUCACGCUCGGCAAGAAACAACCAUGGGAAUUCCUGCAAGUGGCCUCCCAUGCAAAUGAGCAAGAGCUGUGCGAGAUUGCUCUGGGUUAUCUAACAUGGAAUCAAUUCUUACUGGGUGAUCAAGGCGACAAAACUUCUUUCUGGGGAAGAAUCGAAAGUUUAUCGCCCGAAUGGAGGACAUACGUAUUGGAAAAUACCCUCGGUGAUCCCAAAGACCACUCUCUGAGUUUCGAUUCUGAUUUACCGGGCUUUGAUCGAAAACUUAGAGACAGGUAUUGGCAGAAGAUUAUGGAUUCAAGAUUGAGCAAGAUUUUGGUAGAGGAAAGGAUUUGGAGGGCAUGGUGGUCUUUCCUCAAAUGGGGUGCACUUAGCGCUCCGUUACUCAUCUCGGCGAUGUUUUUUCGCGCUAACAUGAAGCGUGCCUUCCGUGCGAUGAUUCAGGGGUGGAGAAAGUAUGGUUUCGGUACUAUGAUGACUUAUAUGGCAAUCCGGUGGUACCUUAGGGCAUCUAAAUCCUAA